This is a messenger RNA of Rhinichthys klamathensis goyatoka, 468 nucleotides long. RefSeq lists its product as uncharacterized. Bases 16 to 279 code for a protein of 87 amino acids. The record is from RefSeq and is a predicted model, not a curated record. The transcript is spliced from 3 exons. Lineage: Eukaryota; Metazoa; Chordata; Actinopteri; Cypriniformes; Leuciscidae.
GAAUCAGAGCCUUUCAUGGUUCCAUCUUGUCCUGCCAGUCUGCCGGGGUUCCAUCUGAAAGGCCUAAAAAGUGGAACAACUUACAACAUGACGUACAAAAUUGCAAAUGAUAUCAGCACAGUCUUGACUGAAACGACUACCACCGUCACUGAUUAUCAACAGAUAAACACUGGUCUCCCCGCGCGCAGUGGAGCCAUGGUGGUCAUCACCGUCAUUCUGUCUUUGGCUAUGGUGGCCCUCGUGGUUGGAUUCAUUAUUAGUGUGUUCUUUUCAGGCUGAGCUCAAUGUGAUUCACUUCAAUAAGACUUCAUGAAAUCUAUUUAACUUCAGAAAUAAUUCAAACGCAUUUUAGAUACAUUUAGAAAAUGUCAGUCUAAAUUAACAGUAUACCUAUUGUGUUGGAUGUAAAAGGGAAUUACACAAAUGUACUAUAUAGGCUAAUUAUCAAUAAUUUCAAACUGAAUGGUG